Magnusiomyces paraingens is the source of this 957-nucleotide messenger RNA. RefSeq lists its product as uncharacterized. Gene Ontology annotation, biological process: thiamine diphosphate biosynthetic process; thiamine metabolic process. The transcript has 2 exons. The record is from RefSeq and is a predicted model, not a curated record. Bases 1 to 957 code for a protein of 318 amino acids. Gene Ontology annotation, molecular function: ATP binding; thiamine diphosphokinase activity; thiamine binding. Lineage: Eukaryota; Fungi; Ascomycota; Dipodascomycetes; Dipodascales; Dipodascaceae.
AUGAGCAAAGAAACUGAAAAUUUUUAUGACCCAGCCCAAUUUCUUCUUGAAAAAGAAGGAGGUGACCGGACAGUUCUUGUGAUCCUCAACAUGCCAAUUUCUGACUCACGAGCUUGUGAAGUUACGCCGGGUGACAAUGGCCGCGAAUCCCGGCCACAGGACUUGAAUAUUUUUGAAAAGCUAUGGGCAUUUUGCAAGUACCGUGUAUGUGCUGAUGGAGGUUCCAACAGAUUAUACUCAUAUUUCAAGCACGAUAAGAAACGACGAGAAAAAUUUUUACCAGACUUUAUUGCGGGCGAUCUGGAUAGUGCUCGGCCACGCGUGCUCAAGUAUUAUGCGGCACGCGGAGUAGACGUGAUUGGCGACUCUGACCAGUACUCUACCGACCUGAUGAAGUGCAUCAAGCUUGCAGAAGAACGUUGGUUCAGCGAUAGCUCAUCACAUUCAGUUCCCUUCAAAGUGAUUGCUUUUGGAGCGCUUGGUGGACGUGUUGAUCAAUCGUUUCAUUCGCUGCACCACUUGUACAUUUCCCAAGAGGGUGGCAAUCACCCAGCAGCUAUAGAGGCAGCCCAGCAAACUGGGGAAAUCGAUAUGCGUUAUGAAAAAAACCGGGCCACAGUGUCACAUCAGCUCACCUUAGUUUCUGUGACAUCCACUAAUGCUAAUGUGACUUUGCUUGUUCCAGGUGGAGUUUCUGCAAGAAUUUCAACGCCAACACGCGUAUUGGGUCCUGCAGUUGGCAUCAUUCCGUUGAGCGGACCAACGCGACUCACGACGAGUGGAUUAGAGUAUGAUGUGCACGAAUGGGCGACGGCUUUUGGGGGACUUGUGAGCACGAGCAAUUAUUUGAGAGAAGAGGAAGUGCGAAUUGAUUCGGAGCCGUUGCCAGUGGUGUUUACGGUAGAGAUACGGAUGUGGUAUAAGGAUGAAGAAGACAAGAGUAGCGAAGAGGAAUAA